UGUGGUGUCGUCAAGCAUAACUAGAUGCUUCCGGGUUGUGCGGCGCUCAUCAUAUGUCGUACCCUAGCGAAACCGUAAGAUCGGCCCUACCGCAUGACGGAAUCACAGCCGACGAGGGAUCCCGGUUCUACGUGAAGCGGCGCGUGUUGCUCGGGAAUGCGUCGAGGUUUAUUCCACCAGAUCAGCGCGAGACAGGAAUGGAGAAAUACCUCUUCCGCUGGAAAGUCUACCUCCAAGGCCCGCCCGAGACACCCGACAUAACCCCCUUCAUCCGCAAAGUGCGCUUCUACCUCCAUCCCGACUACCGGCCCUACGACGUCGUGGAAGUGUCCGACCCGCCAUUCCACCUGACCCGAUACGGGUGGGGCGAGUUCCCUGUCCGUGUGCAGCUGUAUUUUGGGGAUGAGAGGAAUAAACCUGUUAAUCUUAUCCAUGUGCUUAAGUUGGAUCAAAUCAAGACGGGACGACAAUUGGUCGGCGCGGAACGCUUCAUUGAUCUGGAACUGGACCGAAAUACCGUGUUUGGCGAGUCCCGCGAGCCCGCGAAACCUGUUGCUGGAGUCGAGCCACCAGAUAAAGAGAAAGAAGAAACCGCGGCAGCGGCAGAUAACGCGGCCGCAGAGCAGAAGCGGGUGGAUAAGAUCUUGGCGGAUUUGGCAGGGAGGUGGCCUAUCAUCCGUGCGGCUGGGACAGGGAGCUUUUUGCCGUAUUCAACCGCCAAAUCGAUUGCGGCGUAUAUGGCGUGGCCGUUAGGAAAACGGAAAGCUACUGAGUUCCAACGCGCCAAACAAAUCCUCCAAUCCGCCCAAUCCCACACGGCCGCCCUCCCUCUCCUCCAAAACCUAACCCUAAAAGACAUCCUUAAAUGGUGCAUCGACACCAACCGGACACCCACAUCCCGUAAACCUACCUCCUCCUCCGCAUCAUCAACAACAAAACCAGCCACAACGAAGAAAUGCGUGGAAUACUGCAGAUACUGCGGGAUAGCGGGCGCCCAUGAUGGGGAUGAUGCGGUGUGUAUGCGGCGACCCACGAUGUGGAAGGGGAGGGUGUGGAGUUUGGCGCCGGCGGGGUUGGAGGGGGUUGUUAAGGGGGAGGGUAUAAAUACGGGAGAUAUUAACGUCCACAACCUCUCCGACCCGACUAACAUCAUAUCAUCGACAUCUUACGACUGGAGCAACACCCCGCACCCAACCGCUACGGACUCGGAACUCGCGUGGGUGACGCAGACGGUGGCGCAGCUGAGAUUGCCGGGUUGGCCAGGGAAUAGGGGGAGGGUGGAGGGUUUGAAUUACGAUGGCGGGGCUGCUGGGGUUGUUUUUGAGGCUGUCAGGUCGUUUACGAGGCGGUUGAUUGAGUGUGCUGUGGAGGAGUAUCGGCGGGAUGAGGAAACGGAUGCGGCCACUCCGAUGGAUAAGCUUGACGGGGGAAUAUUAUCACCGCAUACAUCCCUCCCACGGAUUGAGGGAGCGCAGACGACACAACCAUUCAAGGAGGAAAACCCGGCACUCGCCUCACAAACAGAAGCACAAGCACAACCAGAUACACAAACACUCCCCGCACAACCACCCACGUCGACACCACUCGCACCCGCUCCAGCAACCGCGGCAGACCCCACCACACCCACAACCGCCACCGCGAAACCAACAACUAACCCCUUCUCCCGCCUCCUCGUACCCUUCCACGUCUACAGAGGAAUCAUGAAGACUGAGGAGAUGGACUUCCUGACAGGCGCGGGUUUGGCGGGGGAGUAAGGCUCGGGAUGGGUGAGAUGGAGGGACGGACUUUUGCAUCUUGAAUUACACAUGCUAUGCGUUUUUGGAGAGGACGACAACAGUGUCUUCGAG
Molecule: messenger RNA, 1847 nt
Organism: Fimicolochytrium jonesii
Lineage: Eukaryota; Fungi; Chytridiomycota; Chytridiomycetes; Spizellomycetales; Powellomycetaceae
Product: yeats family-domain-containing protein
Exons: 8
Coding region: 54-1754 (566 amino acids)
Biological process (GO): chromatin remodeling; regulation of transcription by RNA polymerase II
Cellular component (GO): NuA4 histone acetyltransferase complex
Molecular function (GO): histone binding
Source: RefSeq, a predicted model, not a curated record